AAGCGCACGUAUCUUGAAACGCGCACUAUAAAUAAAAAGUCAUGAUCCUCAUUAAAAUUAAGAAAAACAUAAUACUCCUCACAGUAUUUAAUAAUAGCAUAACACCGUCCUCGACCUUCUAUCCAAUGUGGUCUGCUCUUGAGAAAGCCGCAGCAGAUCACUCCUCCUGCUGCCCAUCUGAGAGAAACAACCUGGCGGACUCAACCUGUAUUCACCGAGGCAAACAUUUCCCUCCGAGUCCGAAUGGGGUGAUAUAACCUUCGUUCUAAAAGUCUUCUUUCCCAAAGCUGUAGCUGUCAAAUAAAGGUGUCUCAGUAUCAGAAAGAAAGCUCGCUUAAUAACAUGGCCGAUGCCAUCCAGAACAGCUCCUUCAAUCAAAGCUCAGAACAUGAAAACGUCUUCAGGCCUCAGACCGUGUUCAGUGUCUUGACGUUUACCUUGCUCGCCAUGCUUGUGGUCGCCACGUUUAUUUGGAACAUGCUCGUCCUGGUAACCAUUCUCAGAGUCAGAACAUUUCAUCGCGUGCCCCACAAUUUGGUGGCCUCCAUGGCCAUAUCUGAUGUUAUGGUGGCUGCUCUGGUGAUGCCUCUCAGUCUGGUCCAUGAGCUCAACGGGCGGCGCUGGAAGCUGGGCCGGGCUCUGUGCCAGGUUUGGAUAUCUUUCGACGUCCUUUGCUGUACGGCCAGCAUUUGGAACGUGACUGCAAUAGCCCUUGACCGUUACUGGUCCAUAACACGGCACCUGGAGUAUACCCUGAAGACCCGCAAGAAGAUCUCCAAUGUGAUGAUUGGCCUGACUUGGCUGCUCUCUUCCGUUAUCUCCCUCUCCCCGCUGUUUGGCUGGGGUGAGACGUAUUCGGAAGAGGGCAUGGAGUGCCAGGUGAGCCAGGAACCAUCUUACACCGUCUUUUCCACAUUUGGGGCCUUCUACCUGCCUCUUUGUGUUGUUCUGUUUGUCUACUGGAAGAUAUACAAAGCUGCUAAGUUCCGUAUUGGAUCAAAGAAGACCAACUCCAUCACUCCAGUUGCAGAGGCUGGAGAGGUAAAAGAGGCCUCUAGACAACAGCCUCAGAUGGUGUUUACAGUGCGUCAUGCCACGGUGACUUUCCAGACCGACAGUGAGACGUGGCGAGAACAGAAAGAGAAACGUGCAGCUGUGAUGGUGGGCAUCCUAAUCGGAGUGUUCGUCCUCUGCUGGAUCCCCUUCUUUCUCACCGAGCUCAUCACGCCGCUGUGCUCCUGCAAAAUACCACCAAUAUGGAAGAGCGUCUUUCUCUGGCUGGGUUACUCCAACUCAUUCUUCAACCCUCUCAUUUACACAGCCUUCAACAAGAACUACAAUAACGCGUUCAGGAAUCUCUUCUCGCGACAGCGCUAAGCCCUGCCACUUGAGAGAUAGCAGACAGCUCGGCUUCAUCAAAAAUGCCAUUUCGAACCACCCUUAGGAUUUGGGAAGUGUGGUUAUCUGAACGCUUCAGUAGUCAAAGGUUCACACAAAACACAAAGGCAUUGAAGAAACCAUGUCUGACUAUUUUAUUGGAAAGUGAAAGGGAUGAUUUGAUCUGAGUUUUCAAAAUGUCAGUCUGUCCGCUGCAUUCAAUUAUAAUGCCAAGAGCUUAUGCACUUUAGGCGGUUAGUUUAUAUCAGUUUAUAUUUGUCAUCUGAGGUUUGUCUCAACUGAAUGUAUUUUUAAUUGUUUACGUCGCUUCCUUAGUAGCCUGAAUAGUCAAAUGACAAAAAC
Triplophysa dalaica is the source of this 1740-nucleotide messenger RNA. It is a transcript of the gene htr5aa, whose product is annotated as 5-hydroxytryptamine (serotonin) receptor 5A, genome duplicate a. Bases 343 to 1377 code for a protein of 344 amino acids. The record is from RefSeq and is a predicted model, not a curated record. The transcript is spliced from 3 exons. Lineage: Eukaryota; Metazoa; Chordata; Actinopteri; Cypriniformes; Nemacheilidae. Gene Ontology annotation, molecular function: G protein-coupled serotonin receptor activity. Gene Ontology annotation, biological process: adenylate cyclase-activating adrenergic receptor signaling pathway. Gene Ontology annotation, cellular component: plasma membrane.